AUCCUUCUACCGAAUCUGUUUUUAUAGUGCUCGAACAUGUAAAUGGUAUAGACCUUAGGACAUAUUUAGAAACAAAUUUCCUAAAACUUGACUGGGAUGUUAAAAUAAGGAUAGCAAAAGGCAUUGCAGAAGGCUUGAAUUAUAUCCACCAUGCGAAUGUUAUACAUUGUAAUCUA
Molecule: messenger RNA, 176 nt
Organism: Acaulospora morrowiae
Lineage: Eukaryota; Fungi; Glomeromycota; Glomeromycetes; Diversisporales; Acaulosporaceae
Source: the annotation of a GenBank genome assembly